This is a messenger RNA of Psilocybe cubensis, 630 nucleotides long. RefSeq lists its product as uncharacterized. NCBI's taxonomy places the organism in Eukaryota, Fungi, Basidiomycota, Agaricomycetes, Agaricales, Agrocybaceae. The record is from RefSeq and is a predicted model, not a curated record. Bases 1 to 630 code for a protein of 209 amino acids. The transcript is spliced from 5 exons.
AUGUCUUCUCAACAAGUUCAGGAUGAAAUUUCCUCAGCUCGAUUGUUGCACGAGCAGGAGCUUCAGAUGCAGUAUCAAAACGACGUCGUUUUUGUCGCCCAGAGACGGGCGUUCAAUGCCUUUCGGAAUUGUUUCGGUAAGAAGGUGUCCAAGCGUCCUACUCAGCCACGCUCAUCGCCUUACUCUAUCGCGUUGAUUAAUUCUUCGGGAGACGUUGUUAAUAACGCUCAUAGCCAGGGGUAUGAUAUGAAUCUAUCUUCUGCACAAGCCAAGCAAACGAAGCCCAAUGUUUCUCUUUCGUUGGACUCGGCGUUUUCUGAUUUGCAUUGUAGGACAAGUGUGGACACAGAUAUCGACACUCUAACGCAGACUACCAAAACGUUCACAAAGCCUGUCUAUGAUACACCCCCGACAGUCCCUAGUCCAUUUGUAUGCCUUAGGAAGCACGCCGACUACCUCUGUACGAAUCAGUCGUCCUUCGUGUCCGAUAUACCGUUCAGUGGACGUACCGAUGCAAAUGUAAACGGUUUCAUGAAUGUUCGACAGGGCCUUGAAACUGAUACUGGCACCGGCCCGGUCGCAUCGUCACAAUCUUUUGUAGAUUUUAAUGCUAGUGGUUUCAUCGUCUAA